Molecule: messenger RNA, 285 nt
Organism: Penicillium concentricum
Lineage: Eukaryota; Fungi; Ascomycota; Eurotiomycetes; Eurotiales; Aspergillaceae
Exons: 1
Coding region: 1-285 (94 amino acids)
Source: RefSeq, a predicted model, not a curated record
AUGGCCGUUGAUCAGGGCGCCAUAUCAGCUCCAGCUCCAACACUAGUUGUGCAGUUCCUUCAUGCAGGCGUUCAACUUGUUGGUCAACUUUAUGAAAUCCAUAGCCUUCCCAAUGGCGAGCAGCCUGUUGAGGGAUGGGAUGCAUGUAGCUUACAUACCAAGUUGACCACGCUGAGUGACAGCAUAGCGGGUAGUUGUCUAAGGGAGAUCGGACCACUGUCGGAACAGGAUCAGGCGAUGGAUGGCCUCCGCAAUACCUGUCACCUCAUUCUUCAGAUUGUUUGA